UGGCAUCACUCUGGCUUCACUCCUCAACAAAACAACAACUUCUACAACCAUGCGUUUCAUCUCAGUACUGACGGUGUUGGCCGUGAUGGUGGCCGUUGCCUAUGGUGCUCCCGGCGUCAUCUAUAGUCGAGGCUUUGGGGGUGGUCUUGGAGGAUUCGGUGGUGGAUUUGGCGGCGGUCUGGGUGGAUUCGGCGGUGGUCUUGGAGGCUUCGGUGGUGGUCUAGGUGGAUUCGGCGGUGGACUUGGAGGAUUUGGCGGUGGCUUUGGUGGAUAUGGCCGCCGAUAUGGAUAUGGUUAUGGUAGGUGAAGCUCCCGGCUCCUGUAACUGACUGGAUCUGACCACAGAUGUCGUCACUGGUUCAUGACCAUUAUCAUUUUAAAUAUAAUACCUCUACAAACAGCUGUGAUUUAACUUAUUUCCUUUGGAAUCGACUAAUGAACUUUUGAACAGAACCAUAUAUUUUUAGUGUUGUCAAUGAUCAAUCCUUUUUCCUCUUCAGAAAAAAUAUUCAUCUAUUGAACAUAAAAACUGUCAGAUGAUAAUUAUUGAAAAAUUUCGAAAUGUUGACAAGAAGAGACUCUGAUUUAAACUAUUGUUCACAAUAAGCAACCGCGAUCUAUGGCAUCGAGUGUUGCUGUCUUUAAACACAAAAAUUCAGAUGUUUAAUUCUUUAUUUUUUUAUAAGUAUUUGUCUCUGUUUAUUACCAUUACAUGAGAUUAAUUUCAACAACAGAUCAGAUAAUUAUGUGUUUUAAUGAUUACAAAUUUGAAUUCAAUUAAGUUGUUAUGCAAUAAACUUUAAUAGUCGUGGAGCUA
This is a messenger RNA of Procambarus clarkii (red swamp crayfish), 817 nucleotides long. RefSeq lists its product as uncharacterized. NCBI's taxonomy places the organism in Eukaryota, Metazoa, Arthropoda, Malacostraca, Decapoda, Cambaridae. The record is from RefSeq and is a predicted model, not a curated record.